UUUAAAAUUGUGGCAAUUUGUAAUUGUUCUGUACUUAUUUCUUUAGCCGCCGGGUAUUGUAUUAUUUAAGUCUGCUGGAAGUCGACACCAUAAAGAAGAAUUAAUAAUAAAAUCCUAAAUAAUCGAGGUAAAACAUAAUGUCAAAGGAGCAAAACCUGUGUGCCAAGGAGGCUUACUUUGCCAGCCUCGAUGAGUGGGCCAAACAGGCUCAUCAGGCCCAGGAGGCCAUGUUGGGGUUCCCGGCAUAUCUGCUUGCCAAAUACCCGCAGCUCUUUCGCACACCGAACGGAGGCCAGCCCAGAGAUACUUUUGGACUUUACCAGCCGCGCCCGAUUCAAGCGGCUGCACAAGCCGGAGCUCUUGGAAUACUCCCUGGCCAAAAUAAUCGUCCUGAUCAUCGUCGCCUAAGACACCGGCGGAGCGGCUACUUGGUCACUUUGGCGCCCUUAUGGAAACGAGCUGUAGCGCAGGCCAUCGACAUCUACCUCCUUAUUUUUCUGAAGGUCCUCAUUGCGCGCUUGCUUGUUAGCCAGUUUCCCGGCAUCGGAAAGGAAUUGACGCUUCUCGCCAGGACGCUUCUAAAGCUCGCCGGGCUCUGCUACGAGCCGCUGUGGACCAGCUGCUGCAAUGGAACCACUCCCGGCAAGUGGCUGAUGGGGAUACGCAUUGUGACCGCAGGCGCAGUGGUGCAGUUUCGCCGGAACGGUGGGCUGAACUACCGGCAGGCACAGAACGUCUUGGCCUAUCCGGCAGGGAGGCUCAAUAUCAGACGGGCCAUUUUCCGGUCGCUGGUUAAGCUUUUUGUGGUCACUAUCAUUCUACCCAUUACCAAUGCGUUAAUUUUCAAUCGUUAUGGGGCUACCUAUGACCAGUGGACCAAAACGAUUGUCGUGGAGGCUAAAUCCGAUUUCCGGUUUAUUCAGAUUCGGAAUCGGCGCUGAUACAGCCCAAUAAUUUUGGGCCUGUAUUUUAUACACAGAUUUUCACAUUAACAUGUACAUAUGUAUUAAAUAUAUUAAGCUAAUCAGAUCG
This is a messenger RNA of Drosophila kikkawai, 1032 nucleotides long. Its product is annotated as protein FAM8A1-like. The record is from RefSeq and is a predicted model, not a curated record. Lineage: Eukaryota; Metazoa; Arthropoda; Insecta; Diptera; Drosophilidae.